Molecule: messenger RNA, 3663 nt
Organism: Alternaria ethzedia
Lineage: Eukaryota; Fungi; Ascomycota; Dothideomycetes; Pleosporales; Pleosporaceae
Exons: 4
Coding region: 1-3663 (1220 amino acids)
Molecular function (GO): protein binding
Source: RefSeq, a predicted model, not a curated record
AUGUACAAAGUCAGGGCCGUCUUCGACUAUGUGUCUAACCACGAAGACGACUUGGGCUUCAAGGUCGGCCAGAUCAUCUCCGUCACCGAGGAGGAGGGCGACGACUGGUACGUGGGCGAAUACACCGACGACAGCGGCACCAAGCACGAUGGCCUCUUCCCCAGGAACUUCGUCGAGCGCUACGAGCCAGAGCCGCCACCACGACCCAACCGAGCUUCGCGGCACAAGCCCUUAGAGCAGCCGCCUGCGCAGGAAGCCCCUCCCACGCCCCAAAUACCGCAGCAGGAGCCAGAGCCAGUGCUGCCUCAAGAACCAGAGCCGCCAAAGCCCCAGGCCCCUCCCAUUGAGGUGCCCAGCGCCGCCAAAACAACACCGCUGCCCAUGUCACCCAUGUCGCCUCGCUCUGCGUCGAGCGCAAAGGCUCCGGAAGCCCUGCCGCCGCAGUCGGAGUCAUCCAAGCCCGCUCCUCCCGCGAAGAAGGCUCCUCCGCCUGUCGCUCCCAAGAACAAUGCCUUCCGGGACCGCAUUGCUGCUUUCAACAAGCCCACUGACCCUCCGCCCAAACCCUUCAAGCCCUCUGGCGGCGCUCCUAGUUUCAUCAAGAAGCCCUUCGUGGCUCCCCCGCCGAGCCGCAAUGCCUACGUUCCUCCCACUCGAGAGGCUCCCCCCGUCAAGACCUACCGUCGCGAAGAGGACCCUGAGAUUGCAGAGCGUCAGGCGCAGACCCAGAACGAUGCGGAGCGCGCGGGAUUGGUCGCGCAUGACAAGGCAAAUGCGAACGAGGGCGAAGAAGAGCCACAGCCCAAGAUCAGCCUGAAGGAACGCAUCGCUCUGCUGCAGAAACAGCAGCAGGAGCAGGCAGAAAGGGCCGCGGCUAUGCACAAGGAAAAACCAAAGAGACCGCCUGUGGCCAAGAGGACUGAGUCUCAAGACGCUCCCGCUGAAGACAGCGAGGACACUGGCCUCGAGCGCGUGACAAGUGGAGCUUCCAAAGGUCGUGCAUCCAUGGACCAAAAUCGCCCUCCGCGAACAUCGCACGAUAUCCGCUCUCCAGACGCGCUCAACCGUGACCGCGAUCUCCUCAGCGAGAACGACGCUGACCAAUCAGCAGCUGGAGAUACUGAAGAUGCUGGAGGAGAAUCCACAAGUGUCGAAGAGGACCAGGACCGACCAAAGAGCAGGCAGCCGCCACCGCCACCUCCCAGAGCACCUACUGCCCCAACGGAAGAGCCCAACGUUGGUAAUGAGCAAGACGUGCCCGAAGAAGAGGAGGAGGAGGAAGAAGAAGACGAGGAGACUGCCGAGCUGAGACGGAAGGAGGAGUUACGCGAGCGCAUGAGGAGACUGGGCGGUGGCAUUCCCGGCAUGCCCGGUAUGCCUGGUAUGUUCGGAGGUGGUAUGCCCAUGGGCGGUGGUCUUCCACCGAAGAAGAAGAAAUCGACCACCGAGAAAAGGCCCGAAGAAACUGAGGAGUACAGCAUGCCUCAGCAACGAGUUCCUAUGUUUGGUAUGCCUGGUAUGAUGCCCGUCCGAAGCCCAGAACCUGAAGAUCGCACGCUUUCUGUCGAGAAGGAGGAUGAAACUUCGCACCCCGUCACAGGCACUCACUCAGCGAACGAAGUGCCAGACGUAGAGGAGGUUGCAUCUCAGCCGGCCCGGCCAACUACUGGCGAUGGUCCUCCACCUGUUCCAACAGACCGCCGCCUGCAGUCGCCAUCUUCCGAGACCUUAUCGAAGACAUAUGUCACUUAUGACGGUCUGUCGGAAUAUGUCAUGACUGACGUCCUGCUCCCCCUCCUGUCCCAUCAGCCUUACCUAGCUCGACCGGUACCGCCACCUCCUCCGCAGGUUCUCUCUCCUGGGCCCGGAUCUGAGUCUGGUGAUGAGAUGACCGACACUGCCCCUACCCCGUCUGCCCCUUCCCAGCCAUCCAAUAGGCGGGCAUCGUAUUUCGCUUCUGGCGAGCCAGCUCAGGAUCUGGCAGAAAGACGCGUGCCUCCCAUUCCGUCAGCGGGUCCUACAUCGCCUACAAUGAGCCGUCCGCCUCCGCCACCUCCACCAACGCAGGCACCUCCAUCGCGCCAUGAAGAUCUUCCGAUUCGCAAACUGGACCGUAACGAGGGCGAGACUGACUACGAAGGUGACUAUGACACCGACAUGGCGCCCGAGGCAACUCACAAGGACGCCUUGAAGUCACAUGCUCGCGAUUCCAGCGUAGAAGACAAUACCUUGACGGACGAGCCAACUUCAGCACGCUCGCCCACUAUUCCUCAGGGAAUGCCGCCUCUGCCUCCUACUGCACCUCGUGCAGUUCCGCCUCCACCACCUCAACAGGGGCCCAGUCGGCCAUCAACAGAUGCCCCCCGUGGUGCACCGCCUCUCCCACCGGUACCACCACCGACUCGCAGCGCCCCUAUGGACGAUGACGAUGAAGAAUAUGACCCUUUCAAGUACACUGGCCCACCCCUUCCGCAAGCCGCGGCGCCUCCAGCUCCUCGAGCAGUGCCACCGCCCCCACAAAGCCAGCCUCCUCCCCCGCAGAAUCGCCCACCACCACCCAUGCCACCAUCGAUGCCUCCUGUACCACAUCGUCAAGCGGGUGAAUCAGAUGAAGAGGAUGAUUUGUACUCUUCCCCGCCGGCUCGGAAGUCUCACGAUAGGCCACCGCCUCCACCACCUCAGGCUCCUCCACACCAGCAUGCACCUCCGCCUCUUCCACCUCUACAAGCUCCGCCUCCUCCAGCUCAAGAAAGAAUGGUCCCGCCGCCACCGCAGGAACGCCCAGUUUCUAUGUUCUCGCCAGUCGCAACGGAGGCACCGCCUCGGAUGCUGAACACUCGGAAGUCGCUUGAUGCAGCCCAAAUGCUGACGACUCGAUCUUCCAUGGAUCAGCCUCGCCCGGCAACGAAUCAAGGUUUCAUUGCAAACGAUAUCGAUUUGGGGAUGUCGUCGCAUUGGUGGACCCAGCCCAAGCUACUUCCCCCAUCACUCCAAGCUCGCAAAGACGUCCUGGUAGACAUGAAGGAGUCGCAAUCAGGCAACACUGUGGAGAAACUCAUCAAAGUUCUUUACCUUGACUACUCACAAACGAUCAUUUCCGCCCGCUUCGAGUCCACCGACGUCUCCGACGUGGAUCUUGAACAGCGCAAUGAGCCGCCGCCUCCAAGCCAGCGUCCUGAUCAGCUGGAGAACGCGUACGAGCAGUUUGGUCGCACGAUAGCCAAGACUAUUGAGUCGAAGCAGAACACUGUCGUAGGCAAUGGCACGCCACAGGGACUGAUUGAGGAGCUGUUUAAGCCCUUCAAUGACGCACUGCCCCCAAUUUCAACUCGCUCCUACGGCGCGCUUGUGUACGCCAACCUAGCGAACGCGUCAACCCAAGUAUAUGAUGAGAUUCGCCCUGGUGACAUCAUCAGCUUCCGCAAUGCAAAGUUCCAGGGUAAGACUGGGCCAAUGCAUGCUAAGUACGCGAUGGAUGUUGGGAAGCCGGAUCACGUCGGUGUUGUUGUCGAGUGGGAUGGGAGUAAGAAGAAGGUAAGGGCUUGGGAGCAGGGACGUGAGCACAAGAAGGUCAAGCCAGAGAGCUUUAAGAUGGGAGAUUUGAGAUCAGGUGAAGUGAGAGUGUGGCGUGUAAUGAGUAAGAGUUGGGUGGGUUGGAACUGA